GCUUGCGUGCUCACUUUACCGGCGUCUGUAGCGACUCAUGAGAGUGAACCUCACACACAGCUGAACGUUUUUGCUCCAGCAGCGGUUAAAGGCGACAAACGUGUCGGUCAAUCGGGUCGAAAUGUUGACUUUAGGCGGGUUGUCGGUGGCUCUCGCGCUCGCUCUGGUUCCCGGUUCCUCUGAAGCCCUGAAGGAAGGAGAGUGUGAAGUGUGUAUGACCUUCCUCGGGAAGUUCUACCAGUCACUACAGGACAACAACGUAAACUUCAACAGCGGAGACAUCGAGAAAUUCCUCAUAAAGAGCUGCAAAGAUGCUAAAAGCAAAGAAAACCGCUUUUGUUACUACAUCGGGGCAACAAGUGACGCAGCCACCAAGAUGAUCAACGAGGUGACCAAACCUCUCAGCUACCACGUCCCAGUGGAAAAGAUCUGUGAGAAACUGAAGAAGAAGGACAGUCAGAUCUGUGAACUGAAAUACGACAAACAGCUGGACCUGACCACAGUCGACCUGAAAAAGCUUAAAGUAAAGGACCUGAAGAAGAUUCUGGAGGAGUGGGGCGAGUCCUGCAAAGGCUGUGCCGAAAAGACCGACUUCAUCCGCAAAAUCACAGAGCUCAUGCCCAAGUACGCUCCUGCGGCUGCCAAAGCACGGACAGAACUGUAAUGAGGAACAAAAACACAUUCACACAGCUUUGGACUUGACUUGGACCAGACUGCUAUCCAGUGAGGAGGAGGAGGAAGAGGAGGAGGGGGACCAGGAGAGGAGGAGGGGGGACCAGGAGAGGAGGAGGGGAGUUUUGUCUGACAUGUUUGUCUCAGUCUUUUGGGUUUUGGGCGGUGUUCACUCAUCUGGUAACGCUACACUGAUUCAGAAGUAUAGAUAUUGGUGUGUACACGUGAGGCCACAGCCUGUGCUAUACUUUGAAAUUAAGUGUAAGGAGACUGAACAGUGUUUGCAACAGUCGUCAGAUUUAAGGUUGGAGGAAUUCAUACAACAGGAGCACUGAUUAAUGGGAACGGGUUUUCUGCUUACACAGUACGCUGGCUUAAAACGUGACUGAUUCUCCAACAGGGUCAGUACACACACAUUGAUAGUUGUUAGUGGAAUCAAGUCAUAGAGCAGUGAGCAGCUGUGCCGGAGCAGUUGGAGGUUUAAGUGGCAGCUUGAGCAUGUUUAUUAGUCACUGUACAGUUUCCACCCCUUUUUCAGCCUCUGCCGACACCACCCGACAAGAUCUUGAUGCCGAGUUAAGACUGUAUAAAAGACGUGGACGUAGCCUCUGGGUCUGUAAAGUGAAGCAGAAGUGCCUUAAACCUGCAGACACUCUAAUGGCCAGCAGGGGGCGACUCCAGUCCAAUUGUAUAGACGUCUAUGAGAAAAGGCGCCUACGCCUCACCUGUUUGUUACCUCAGUAAACAUUUUCCCAAAGAGUUUAUGGUCUCAAUUACUAGUUCCAAGCCUUCUUCAACACAGCUUGAUGUUCGUUUUAUAAAUUAUGGUCCCACGUAGAGUCAAAUGGACGAUAACGCUGGGCUGUGCUUCAGGGCAUGGCUCACCUGUGAUUGACAAGUGACUACCAUGGUGAGUCAAUCAGGAUAGAGCUGUUACAAUAAUUUUCUUCCCCGGUUUCACCCUCUCGUCCAAAUAAGGCGCCCGGGAACGCUGCUCAGCCUUGCUUCUAUUUUCCCCCAGUGGCCACUCGUGGUAUUGCAGCAAGAAAAUCCCCUGCAGCCUUUAGGCCACCGUUGUAAAAGAGCCGUCUGUAAAACCAUCGACAGGAUGCCUUGAACUGCAAAAUAGAUCAAUUAUGACUCUUUUUAUUAUACAUUUUUCAUCCAUGGAGGUUUUAUAUUUUUAAAACUUUCCCCCAGGCAAAAAUUUAUGAUGUCAUCACAGUGCAGAGUCUGUGGGCAGAGUGGGAACUCGUGGGCGGAGCAGGCGGGAGAAACACUACUGCGCAUAUUCAGUGGGCUGUAAAACAAGAAGCUAGAAACCUUUGGCAUAUACGCCAUGGAUGUACCUGGAUACAGCGUUGGCGGCAGGCCCUCGUUCAUUCCUGUAAAAGUUGCUCAGUGGUGCAUGAAGCCAAAAAUCUCUGAACCAGAUGACCGGCGCUACUUCUGCAUCACUGGGCAUAUACAACUUGCGCACUAAAGACUUUCACAGCUACUUCUGGUUUAGUGCUACGCUAACUUGAUUAAUCUUGUGGCUCUUCUAGACCUCCAAAAUGGAUCAAAUGAAAGUGUAACAAGCCACUUCACAGGGGUUGUGAGGCUUUAAAAAAAAAAGGAUCUAUCAAUUUACAGACGUCUCUUUUCCAAUGUAGGGCUAAGAGGAAAAGUCGUUCAGGGACCAAUGACAUCACGUGACGAACUCAGGAGCACCAUUACACUUCCUGGGGGGCCUAAUAUACGCAAGCAAUUCUCACUGGACUGAAUAGGCUCCAUCUUUAGGUCCAGCAUCCAGUUCUAGUAAUACAUCCAUGGUCCAAAUAUGGUCACUUCUGGCCUAAAAAAGAAAAACAAAGAUGGUGAUGGCCAAAAGGCUUCAAAAGGGUGACGUCACAGUGGCUACGUCCGCUUGUUUUAUACAGUCUGAGAUGCUUUUUGGAAAGUUGUCAUGUUUUAAAGAAUGUGUUUCAUUUCCGCCGACUUUUCCCUGAUUUCCAUGCCAUCCUGUCGAGGAGGAUGAGGAACACUGAUGUUGAUGAACCCCAUACUGAUGCUUAAAGGGAAGCCCGUCUUAAAACAAACGGACACACUGUACUGUUAAGAGAAUAAUCUGUGGCUGUGACUCCUCCUGUUGAUUCGGCUCCUCGAGGAGUCUGAUGUGAUCAACACUCACAGUCCUGCUCUGUGCAAAAUCUAAUUUAAAGUUUAUCUGGGGUGAAUUUGAAGCUUCAGCUAAACUUAAGAACAUAAAAUGACAUAAAAUGAGAGCUGUGUAUUUUGUCCCCAGUGUGAACAGGAGGAUUACAGCAACCAACAACAGUUGCGGUGUACUUACAGGCAUGUGAGUGUUGUGCUAAGAUAGACUUGGAAAGAAGAGUGAACCUGUCCUUUAAGGCCCAUGACCACUCUACUGUAGAGACAUCCAGAUCUGCAGCACUCUCCCUUUUUAACCUCCAACUUAGUCUUUUUUUAAUUUUCAGUUGACGUCACCUGUAUUCCAACAAAUUGUGCCAUUGUUUUGUUUUGUUUUUGUUUUUUUUAAAAUAAACUUGUUUUCUAUGUUUCAUUCAUGACAGCAGCACCACGUGGCCUCGCCAGUAAUCCACAUUUUUAUGGAAAUGAUUCAACAAAUAACACGUGAGGCGCAACAUAACAAGUGUUUGUGUCAGUGGUUUAUUAGGAGGGACGGCACGGAGUAUGGGUGACAUAUGUUAAAGUACAUUUAGCUAGUCUUUGACACGUGACG
Messenger RNA from Epinephelus moara (kelp grouper), 3418 nucleotides. RefSeq names its product mesencephalic astrocyte-derived neurotrophic factor (gene manf). The coding region runs from base 122 to 664 and encodes 180 amino acids. Gene Ontology annotation, cellular component: endoplasmic reticulum. Gene Ontology annotation, biological process: dopaminergic neuron differentiation; neuron projection development. The record is from RefSeq and is a predicted model, not a curated record. Lineage: Eukaryota; Metazoa; Chordata; Actinopteri; Perciformes; Serranidae. The transcript has 4 exons.